GUUUAAAAGCAGAAAUGACAGAAACUGGCGAUGGGUCAUGGGGACAUCUUGAAGAUACAGAAUAUUUCGGAAGGAUUUCUAGUACGACAGAUUACGUUGUUCUCACUAAGGAGAAUCUAAAGGAGUCCAAGUAUGCUACGUGUACACAGGCUGCUCACUGUAUGAUAUACUGUACACAUACGCAGCGGAUCUUUGAUUUAUACAGCGCUAGGGCUGCAGUUUUGAUGCAGAUGCGAUUCGAUGGAUAUAUUGGCUUUCCUGGAGGGCUCAUAGAUGAAGGAGAAGAUGUUAUUACAGGACUGAAUAGAGAAUUAGUUGAAGAAAUGAAUAUCUCUCCUACAAGAAAUUUAAUAAAAGAUGAAAACCACAUAGUUUCUCAUUGGAAUAAAAGUACAAAAUUGGUAUUAAACUUCUAUGCUGUGGAGGUUACAAUGGAUGAACUUUUUCAUAUUGAAAAAAAUUCUGUAUUUGCACAUGAUUAUGGCACAGAGGUUCUUGGAACUCUGCGAGUACCAUUAUACACAAUGGGUGAUGGUUAUAGGGGAUUUCCAAAUUUUCUUAAUAAUAAAUUUUGUGGCAACUCUAAACAACAGUUGCUAUACUCUCUGCAUCAUCUGGGCUUAAUGACGGAGGAGGAGAUACAGAAUGCAGUUAAUGCUAAACCUGUUUCUGCAUGAUUUAUCAUUCCAUGUGAUAUUUAUUUAGAUCCCACUCUAAAGUGAAAUAUUAUGUGAUUUAAUUAUACAUUCCGUGAACUGCGACAUGAGAAGUUAUUGUUCAUAUAUUGUUAUGUAUUUAUAAAGAUUAAUAAAUAUAUUUAUUUGAGUGUUA
Messenger RNA from Schistocerca gregaria, 831 nucleotides. Its product is annotated as U8 snoRNA-decapping enzyme-like. Lineage: Eukaryota; Metazoa; Arthropoda; Insecta; Orthoptera; Acrididae. Gene Ontology annotation, molecular function: snoRNA binding; phosphodiesterase decapping endonuclease activity. Gene Ontology annotation, cellular component: nucleus. Gene Ontology annotation, biological process: sno(s)RNA catabolic process; mRNA catabolic process. The record is from RefSeq and is a predicted model, not a curated record. The transcript is spliced from 3 exons. Bases 15 to 677 code for a protein of 220 amino acids.